AUGGCAGCAGGAGUGGGGAAAAUUGUGGGCAAUGGAAAAAAUACAAAGAUACUAGACUCAAUUUGGGUUGGGGAUAAGCAGAUAAUGUUUAAAAGCUGUGAUAAUAACAUGCAGGAAGACCAACCAAUCUGGGUGAGUGAUCUGCUAAAGGACAAUAAGCAUUGGGAUGAAGACAUUCUGAACAAAUGGUUUGAACCACAAACUAUAAAAAUGAUCAAAACCAUCCACAUCCCAGAAGAUGAUUUGGAUGAUGAACUCAGAUGGACAGGGACAAAACAUGGGAACUACAUAACCAAGUCGGGGUACUGGUUUGAUGUCACGAAAAACGCUGAAAACCCAAAAGCUAUACUAUUCUGGAAGAGAUUCUGGAGUCAAAAAUUCUGGCCUAAAUGGAAAUUUUUCUAUUGGAAGCUAGCACAUGGUGCAUUAGCCACCGGAGUAAACCUUAGGAGAAGGAAAAUCCUAAGCGAUAAUCCUUGCCCAUUUUGUGGGCGCGAAGAGGAAUCGGAUACUCACCUAUUCAGAGACUGUGAGAUAACAAAAAGGAUUUGGAGUUGCUCGAAUUUAGGGAUCAACGCAACGCAAGCAAGCAACUUAUCAAUAGCGUUAUGGACUAGAAACUGGUUGUGGUAUUUCAUGAAGGAAAACUCAAAGGAUGAUGAAAAAACGUUUGAAUUCAUGGGCAUCCUUUGGAGCAUAUGGUUGAUUAGAAACAAGAAAACCUUCAACCCCAAUAGUCAGCUAGUUCUAGAAGAUGCGUUUGAUAUUAUGAAACAAUGGAAAGAUAGAGCCUGGAAAAUUUCGUGGGAGGCUACACGCAUUGUGAAUGAGGAAAUAACGAACCCUGCUGAAGAUAGGACAGAGCAACAUUAUUGGAGCUCAAACUGGUCCAACCAGAUUGAAGAUGCCACUCUAAUUGUUGAUGGAGCAUGGAAGGCAAAUGAAAAGCUGAAGGAUGAUCCAGGUACUGCAGCCUUCGGGUGGGUGAUACAGGAAAAAAGUGAAGAGGUGGCGCAAGGAGGGAAAAUUAUAAAUGCAAACUCAGCUGCUCAAUCAGAAGCCCUAGGAAUGCUACUCUGUAUAAAGGAAGGCAGGAAAAAGGAAAUUAGAAAUCUGGAAGUUUGGACUGACUCAAAAAUAUUGGUAGAUGGUUUACGUAAAACAAAAAAUGUGCUCUCAACGACAAAAACAAUCAUACUGGAUAUCAAAAAGCUAGCAAAAAACUUUAAUUCCUUUAGAAUCCUAAAUGUAAGUAGAGAUAAAGUUAAAAAAGCUAACCUUAUUGCCGUAACAGCAAGAAAGGAGGGUUUUAGGGUGUAA
Molecule: messenger RNA, 1320 nt
Organism: Beta vulgaris subsp. vulgaris (sugar beet)
Lineage: Eukaryota; Viridiplantae; Streptophyta; Magnoliopsida; Caryophyllales; Amaranthaceae
Exons: 1
Coding region: 1-1320 (439 amino acids)
Molecular function (GO): nucleic acid binding; RNA-DNA hybrid ribonuclease activity
Source: RefSeq, a predicted model, not a curated record